AUGGAUAUUGAGUGUGGAAUUCCAAUUUUAGAUUUUCGUAAGAGUACUGGAGUGACACUAGAAGAAGGAAGUCAUGGAUGGAAAGAAAUGAGUAAGAAAGUGAGAGAAGCAUUUGAAAGUCACGGUGCUUUUCUCUUAAGAUGUGAUGAAAUACCACAUGAAUUACGUAAAGAAAUGUUUACGGGUAUGAAAUCUUUGUUUGACCUACCCGAGGAGACAAAGCUGAAGUACACUGGCACAGGGAAUUUUAGAGGCUACAACAAACUUCCUGGCCUUCCCCAUAGUCACAGUUUUAGUAUUGAUGAUGCUUUUCAGUCAGAUACAACUAAAAAAUUCACUAAUCUCAUGUGGUCAGAAGGAAAUCCAUCUUUCAGCGAGGCACUUAUUUCUUUUUCCUCAAAAGCACGAGAACUUAACUCGCUUAUUCUUAAAAUGGCUGUGGAGGGCUUUGGCCUUCCUGAAAAAUACAUUUUAGAAGUUGAAGAGUUGAAUAGCAAUGCUAAUUCACGAAUGACAAAGUAUCAACUUCCCGAAGAAAAUGAAGGUUUUGCUAUUACUUGUGUGCCUCACACAGACAAAGGUACCAUAACCUUUUUAUGCGAGGAUGAAGUUCCAGGUCUGCAGGUAUUACAAAAAUCGGGCAAUUGGGCUGAUGUAAAAUUUCCUCCAAAUGGUUUUAUUGUAAUUGUUGGUGACAUGUUGCAGGCAUGGAGCAAUGGGAGAUUCAAAGCACCAAUGCAUAGAGUGGUGUUAAGAGGAAACAAAGAGAGAUUUGUAUUUAUUCUUUUUUCAGUGCCAAAGAAAGAGACCAUCGUUAAGGCACCCUCUGAGUUGAUUGAUGAAGAAGAUCACCCUUCCCUUUACAAGUCAUUCCCUUUUCAAGAGUUUAUGGAUUUUCUUAAGAUAUAUGGCACUAAAGAGGGAGAACUCAAAGCAUUUGCUGGACUUUAAUGGCUCACUAUUUGAUGCAAGCAAUAAUCCUCUAUAUUGAUGCAAA
This is a messenger RNA of Vicia villosa (hairy vetch), 997 nucleotides long. RefSeq names its product probable 2-oxoglutarate-dependent dioxygenase AOP1. The transcript has 3 exons. Lineage: Eukaryota; Viridiplantae; Streptophyta; Magnoliopsida; Fabales; Fabaceae. Gene Ontology annotation, molecular function: dioxygenase activity. The coding region runs from base 1 to 951 and encodes 316 amino acids. The record is from RefSeq and is a predicted model, not a curated record.